GGUUAAACUGAUGCAAUUUGUAUCUUCGGUUGCAAUCGUUCAGGUUUGAGCCGGCGCGAGUUUCAUUCCCUUUGCACGGAUUGAACAGCGCGCUGCAGCAGGCGCUGCCCCACCGGCCCACUGAGCAUACAAACCAAACCGGUUCAUUUGUCAUCACUUGUCAAGUUAGAGGAGUCGAGACAAAUCUCCAGUCAACACCAGCGCUGAAGCAGCAUGAAGGUGAUACAAUAUUUCAAGCGUGCACUUCACCGACUGCAGAAUGGACCGGGCUACACUUACACCGAACUCCUGAUCUGGUACUGUGAGAACACCAACACGCAUGGACCAAAACGAAUUGUGACUGAGGGUCCCAAGAAGCGGGCUGUGUGGUUCGUGCUUACUUUGGCCUUCACAGGCCUGGUGUGUUGGCAGUGGGGAAUCCUGAUCCAGAGAUACCUGGCCUGGGAGGUCAAGGUUAGCCUACGGACUGGCUUCAAGGCAAUGGAUUUCCCUGCUGUCAGCAUCUGCAACUCCAACCCUUUCAGGUACACAAAGACAAAGCAGCUGCUACAUCACCUGGAUCGGUUCACCAAACUUGCACUGGAGCGUAUUUCUGUUUAUAGUCAGAAUGGAACUGUUCCUGGUGAGCUGCCCAUAUUGGAGACACACUGGAGCCCCGUGGCAUCACUGGUUAUCAUCGAGACCAACGACCAAGGAAAAGAGACUGUUCUACAUGUCCUGGGGUCAGGUUCAAAUCAGACCCAGACAGCAACAAGUGACAGGACGCAGACAGUGAGCUACAGGCUGGCAAUGCAACUGUGCAAUGAGAAUAGGUCGAGCUGUCUGUACAGAAACUUCAGCUCAGUGCUGGAGGUGAUGAAUGAGUGGUACUACCUACACUACAUGACCAUCCUGUCAAAAACAUCUCGGUCAGAACGGCAGGCGAUGGGCGAGCAGGCUGAAGAUUUCAUCCUUGCCUGUCUGUUUGGUGGGGAGCCUUGCAAUCUUGAUAACUUUACCCAGUUGAUGCAUCCAAUGUAUGGGAACUGUUACAUCUUUAACUGGGGUUCUGAUGGCCAUAUACUGAUGUCAUCCAAUCCCGGAGCAGAGUUCGGCCUGAAGAUUGUGUUGGAUAUCGCACAAGAUGAUUACAACCCCUUCCUGCCCUUUGCAGCUGGCGCCAGGCUCAUGCUUCACCAGCCGAACACCUAUCCGUUCCUGCAGGACCUGGGCCUUUAUGCUAGGGCUGGGGCAGAGACAUCCAUUGGAAUAUACGUGGAUGAAAUAGUGCGUUUGGGUGGUUCGUACUCAUGCUGCACGUUUAAUGGUUCGGAUGUCAAUGUCAAAUCUCUUUUCAAUACCACCUACACCAUGCAGACCUGCCUGCGUUCCUGUUUCCAGGAUCAGAUGGUGCAGAAUUGUGGAUGUGGGCAUCAAAAUGACCCUCUCCCAGAGGGAGCACAAUACUGUAACCAACAGGACAAUCCAAGUUGGGGUUACUGUUAUUACAAACUGAGGGAGCAGAUGGAAGUGGAGAAUUCCAAAUGCUUGAAGAUCUGCAAACAACCCUGCAAUGAGACCCAGUAUAGACUGACCAUCUCUAUGGCAGAUUGGCCAUCGGAAUCCGCAGAGAAUUGGAUUUACUCCAUCUUAUCUUACGAGAGGGAUUUCUCAACUGUUUCCGUAAACAGACCAAGCAUCCUGACAUUAAACCUGUAUUUCCAAGAGAUUAAUUUCAGGACAAUACAAGAAAACCCAGCUUUGACGAUCGACUGGCUUCCCUCCAAUCUGGGCGGACAGUUUGGGUUCUGGAUGGGCGGCUCGGUCCUGUGCAUCAUUGAGCUGGUGGAGAUCAUGAUCGACUGCCUGUGGAUCACGGUCAUCAAGGGGGUGAAGUGGUGUUCGGAGCGUAGGUCCCGCCGAGCACGGGCGCACCUUUCCCACCCGCCGCCAACCGUGAGCCAGGUGGUCGAGGAGCAGGUGAACGAUGGGUUCCAGCCGGAGCAGGAAGAAAACCACGUGGAAAGGCCAUGUACCCAGGCUGUGCCAGGUACCCCACCUCCACAGUACGACUCUCUCCGCAUCUUUGCAAUCAAGCAACAUGUCAACGAUUGGGACUGAGCCGCUAGCGACCGAUGUUUGACCCACGUUCCAUAGACGUUUGUAAUGGAUUUCAAAUGGGGGGGGCUGGAGGCAGAAACACUUGCUUGAACCGGGGUGGCAUAAUAGAGCUGUCUCUGCAGACAGUCGUACCAGCUACAUCAGUUAAGAACAUAAUUUGCAUCUUUCAAGAUGCCUUAAAUCUCUUCAGAGGGAAUGGUAUUUAUUCACCUAUUGCGGGAAACACAACGACUGAUUUGCCAAGGGUACACACUCACAAAUCAGCACCCCAAUACCUAAGCAGAUAGUCCUUUGCAUUGAGGUCCAACUCAAACACAACUGUGCUACGGACAGGCGCUGCUGAGAAGAUUGAAACUGUAAUAGUUAGUCACAGGUACACAGAAAACUAUGAGAAACUAAGCAUCUAAUGUUCUACA
Amblyraja radiata (thorny skate) is the source of this 2516-nucleotide messenger RNA. RefSeq names its product amiloride-sensitive sodium channel subunit beta. The transcript is spliced from 14 exons. NCBI's taxonomy places the organism in Eukaryota, Metazoa, Chordata, Chondrichthyes, Rajiformes, Rajidae. Gene Ontology annotation, cellular component: plasma membrane. The coding region runs from base 214 to 2100 and encodes 628 amino acids. Gene Ontology annotation, biological process: sodium ion transmembrane transport. The record is from RefSeq and is a predicted model, not a curated record. Gene Ontology annotation, molecular function: ligand-gated sodium channel activity.